UAAAAAAAAUUUUAAAUAAUGCAGUUUUAAAAAUUUAAUUUUUUUUGCAAUGUGUGUGAAUUAGUGAUCGAAAUUUUAUUAACGCCGUAUUCGUAUUAAAAAAAGUGGACUUGAGAAAAACAAAAACUGGUGUGCACUUUGCCACUGUGUGCCAUUAUGGUCAAUAUUUGAAGGGGGAGCAGUUUUUUUUUCUGACAUUCGAAAUUUCUAACUAUCCAAAAUGAAGCGCGGUGAUAAAGAUCGUAAAGACAUGAAAAAAUUCACGUUUAAAGGUGUACUUGAUGGAUUUCGGUCUAGUGUUCAACAAUCAUCUAGACCCGAUCAAGAAAUUCAUGAAACACUCCGUUCGGAACAUUUUGAUGUGAAAAAGACAUUUCGACAUGGAUUUCCAUUUCAACCUACAGCAAUUGCAUUUGAUCCUGUACAGAAAAUUUUAGCAAUUGGUUCAAAAUGUGGUUCGCUUAGAUUACUAGGAAGACCAGGUGUUGAUGCACAUGCGAAACAUGAAUCACCAUUAGCAACAGCGGCUGUGAAUAUACCUGGUGCUGAAGGACCACCACCCACAUUAACAUGUGGUGCUGUACUACAAAUACAAUUUUUGGUAAAUGAGGGUGCAUUAGUAACGGCAACAGCCGAUGAUUCAUUACAUUUAUGGAAUUUUCGACAAAAAGUACCGCAAGUUGUCCAAAGUUUAAAAUUUCAGCGUGAAAGAAUAACUUGUCUUCAUCUACCAUUACAAAGUAAAUGGUUGUAUGUUGGCACCGAACGAGGGAAUAUUCAUGUGGUCAACAUUGAAACAUUUCAAUUAUCUGGCUACAUCAUUAAUUGGAACAAAGCAAUAGAAUUAACACGAAAAACGCAUCCUGGUCCCGUGUUACAUUUAAGUGAUAACCCAGCAGAUCCUAGCAAGAUAUUAAUUGGAUAUGAAAGUGGUCAAUUAGUAUUAUGGGAUUUACGAACAAAAAUGGCUGAUUGUCGUUGGCAAUCACCAGAUGCAAUGCGUUCAGCUGCAUGGCAUUAUGAGGGCAAACAAUUUAUGUCAUCACAUGUUGAUGGUUCAUUAAUAACAUGGACAUUACGUCAACCAAAACCAAUCAAUGUAUCAUAUCCACAUGCGAAAACCAACAAAGAUGGAAAAUUAGAACAAUGUAAAGCAAUACAAAAAGUUGAAUGGAAAUCAGCGAGAAGUGGAGAACCAUUUGUAAUAUUUAGUGGUGGUAUGGCUAAUGACAAAGCCGGUCGGACACCAAGUAUCACUGUUGUACAUUGUAAAACGACUACUGUCUUAGAAAUGGAACAUAAUGUUGUUGAUUUUAUUACAUUGUGUGAAAGUCCGUGGAUUAGUGAUUUACAGGAACCUUACGCAAUUGUUGUUCUUCUUCAUAAUGAUUUAGUUGUAAUCGAUUUACAAACAACCGGAUUUCCAUGCAUAGAAAAUCCUUAUCCAAUGGAUAUUCAUGAAUCUCCGGUCACGUGUUGUUCUUAUUUAGUUGAUUGUCCGGCCGAUUUAAUACCUGCUUUCUAUUCGGUGGGUACGCAUAAUCGAGCGGGCUUUUCAAAACGUGAAUGGCCAAUCAAUGGUGGUGAAUGGUCGUCACAAUCAGCGUGUAGUUAUAGCGAAAUUAUAAUUACAGGACAUGCGGAUGGCAGUGUAAAAUUUUGGGAUGCAAGUGCGGGUACAUUACAAGUAUUAUAUAAAUUAAAAACAGCAAAAGUAUUUGAUAAACAACGGCCGCAAUCCAUGGAUAGUGAGAAUGAGGAUCCGUUUGCCGUACAAUUAAUAUCAUUAUGUCCAGAAUCUAGAAAAUUAUGUGUAGCCGGUGCUGCCUCAUAUGUGGUGCUAUUUAAAUUUAAGAAAACCGAAGCUGUGACAGAAACUACUUCAUUGGAAAUUCCAAUUAUUUAUGAUAUAAUCGAAGAGGGUGAUUGUAGUCCAGAAUGUGAAUAUCCUCCUUUAACAAAUUUAAGUUGUGGUGUAAAAACGGAUAGCUCAGAUAGCGAUGAACGAAAGGGUAAUGCGCCACUUUUAAAAGUAAGACCAGGUCCUAUAAAAAAACCAGCAGGAUUCCAAGCGCAACUGGUAUGUCUAACGCCUUAUCAUCAAGGUCAACCGCCUGGGAGGAUAACAGCAUUAGCAAUAAAUAGCUCAUAUGGAUUAAUGGCGUAUGGAAAUGAAUCAGGUCUUGUCAUUGUCGAUAUCGUACAAAAAGUUUGUUUAUUAAAUAUUGGGUCGCCAGAUUUGUAUGGUGCCCAAGAUCCCUAUUCCCGAGCACCACGUAGUCCAAAGCGUGGGGGUGCCAAUGAUGGUAGUCUUGCGGCGGAACGAGAAUCUUCGGGGCAAGCACGAAGUCCCAGCAUUGAUCAGGUUCUACGUGUACUAUCAACAACACCAGUAGAUGUCCCUAGUGCCCUUUGCCCUACCACGUCUCCUAGUCCUGUACCGUUAUCAUCAGAAACAACACCACCAGAUCAUUCCGAAGAAGCUAUCGAAGAACUAAUUGAAAAUACAAAUUUACCAACAACGGAAGAAGAACCAAAUGCACAACCAAGUCAAUCAAGUGGUGCUCGUCGAAAAUCUGUAUCAUGGAAAACAUUUAAUUUAAAACGGCAAUUAUCUCGUGUUGAUAUGAAAUUAAAAAGUACAUUCGCACCACCCCCCGAACGUGAUAAGGAUGUUGUUCGAAAACUUUCACAACCUCUACAAUCGAAUUCAGUAUUUUAUACAAUGUCUGACAAUCAACAAGAACUUAGUGGGAGUGGUAAUGGAGGUAGUGAUGAGUCGAAUACAAUAAAUAAUAAUAUACCACGUUCUUUAUCACCUGUUGAAACAUCAGAAUGUUCAAGUGAGACUGUUGAAUGUGAUGCUAUUGAAGAAUUACCGGCUGAUGUCGUACAACUAUCAUCGUACGAUAACAGUACUUCUGUUUCACCAAUACUAACUCCCGAACUAUGUCCAUCAUCGCCAACAACCGAAUCAAUUAUUAAACGACCUGAUAAUUUAGAAUUACAUGAAGUUGAUCAGCGACCAAUUGCACCACCUCGUUUCAAACGUGAUCAAAGUCGAAAACAGUUCAAUGAAAUGAUCAAACAACGUGAUCAACGAUUAUUAUCUGUACCAAAUAUAAAGUAUACGAAACAAGAAUUAAUUCGAGAUUUACGUCAUCGUGAUCGUACCGAUUCGAAUACAUCAACAUCUGGCGGUGGAGGAGGAAUUGGACAACAACAAUCGUUUGCUGGGAAUCUUAUGCGUCGUUUCACGGGCUGUUUUACAGCUAUGAAAGAUAAACUGGAUAGUUCGUUCUCUCGAUCCCGUUCGUCAAGUAUGAGUUCAUUAGAAAAUAUUUCAUCAGAAGCAAUACAGUGUCUGGCAUUUGCUGAUUCAUACAGUAAAAAAUCAGAACCAACAACAUCAGUUCCAACAUUAUGGGUAGGAACUAGUUUAGGGUCAGUAUUAUCUGUUCUGCUUCAACCACCUGAACCUGAAUGCAGAUCUUCACAGCCAUGUUUGGUGUCAAUAUGCGGUGGACCAAUGUUUCGAUUAAAAGGAUCAAUAUUAACAAUGUCCUUCUUAGACUGUAAUGGUGCUUUAAUUCCUUAUACAUUCGAAACAUGGCGUGAUGAAAACAAGGAACGUAAAGACAGAACGCCAACAAAAUCAAAUCGACCAAGUCCAACAUUAAAUGAAUCACGACCUAAUUCAGCUGAUGGAUUAAACGAUAGACAAUUUGUAGUUAUUGCUAGCGAAAAACAAGCCCGUGUUGUUGCCUUACCAUCUCAAACAUGUAUUUAUCGUCAACAGAUCUGUGAUACAGAUUUUGUAGUGAAAGCAGAAAUUGUUUCAUUGCGAGAUAGCGUAUGUUUGGCUUGUUAUGUAUCGUCUGGGAAAUUAUUGGUAUAUAGUUUACCCAGCUUACGACCAUUAGUAGACACUGACUUUUUACCAUUAGCUGAUCUUAGUUUCCAGACACCUUCUAAACAAGGCAUAAUUGACCCAAUGUUGUCUAUUUGGGGACAACAAAUCAUUGUAAAUGAAGAUGCUGACCAAAUUGCAAAAACAUUCUGCUUUAGUAAUCGAGGUCAUGGUUUAUUUUUAUCGUCACCAUCCGAGUUACAAAAGUUUACACUUUGUUCCGAAUUUAGCCAAAGUUUGAACGAAAUGAUGGGAGAUCUAUUUUUAGCAUUAGAUAUGCCUGAAGCGCCUAAAGAGAGUUUCUUCCGUGGAUGGUUUGGGGGAGCUACAAGGAAUUUAGAUAGGGAAGAAUUAUUUGGGGAAGCUAGUGGAAAAGCAUUAAAAACAGUAGCCAAACACAUUCCGGGUCCAAAUGCUGCAUUGCAAGACUUAAAUCAACGAGCAACAAGUUCAGCAAAUGAAAUUAGUCGGGCCCAUCAAUUAAUGUUAGAACGAGGUGAUAAAUUAUCACAACUAGAAGAACGUACAGCCCGUAUGGCUGGUGAAGCAGAAUCAUUCUCUGGUACAGCACACAAUCUUAUGCUUAAAUAUAAAGACAAAAAAUGGUAUCAGCUUUAAUAUGUAAAACACUACAUUUGAAAAUUGGGAUUUUUAAAUAGAGUAUCAGAAUUGAUACAAAAUCGUAAGCUUUGUACAUUCGCUGAUUGAAUCAUGGAGAAAAUAGUCAGUGAAGAUUUUAAAAUUCGUUAAGAAAACAUAAACACAUUGUUGAACACAUCUUAAUAAGAAACAAAAAAUCGUAUACAACCACACAAAAUCACAAAAUAAAUGAGAGGGUCUUUAUCCAAAAAUUUUUGAG
Molecule: messenger RNA, 4769 nt
Organism: Chrysoperla carnea
Lineage: Eukaryota; Metazoa; Arthropoda; Insecta; Neuroptera; Chrysopidae
Gene: Tomosyn
Product: syntaxin-binding protein 5
Exons: 24
Coding region: 221-4528 (1435 amino acids)
Biological process (GO): regulation of exocytosis; regulation of protein secretion
Cellular component (GO): SNARE complex; cytoplasm; plasma membrane
Molecular function (GO): syntaxin binding; GTPase activator activity; myosin II binding
Source: RefSeq, a predicted model, not a curated record